Lathyrus sativus (Indian pea) is the source of this 525-nucleotide messenger RNA. Lineage: Eukaryota; Viridiplantae; Streptophyta; Magnoliopsida; Fabales; Fabaceae. The record is from the annotation of a GenBank genome assembly.
AUGUCUAGAACAUCCAAUUACAUUGUUCAUGCCCAUUAUAAUGGAGAGAUUUUCAUCUCUGAGAAUUCCGGUUUCGGAUUUCAAAAUACAGAUCUUACCCGAUUAACCAUGAGUAGAAAAGCAAAUUUUGUGCAUUUCAAAGAGCGCAUACAGUCGAAGAUUUUGUCUGGUCAAAUCUCCCAGAUCAUUUACAGAAGUCCUGUUUUUUUUGAUAACAAUGAGGUCAAGUAUUUUCAAGAGAAAAUACUUGACAACAGCGAUGUUGAUCAAAUGUUCGAUAGUCACGAACAAUCUGGCCUCGACUAUAUCGAGGUUUAUCUGUUACUCUGCCAAACUGAACAUGAGGUUGGUGAAACAACGGAUAUAGAUGAAAUUGAUGUUGUGGACGAGGAGGAAGAAGAUCCAGAGACCAUGGUUGAUCAAAUGGUUAAUUUGUUCGGGAGCGGGGACUACUCUGCAAUGACUCCCCUGCAAGACAUAGAUGAAGAGGCCCUACCAUUAAAUCAAGUGUAUUGUCCUCCUUAA